ACUCCUGGUGGGGGGGCGGGGAGGGGAGGGGGGGCGGGGGUGUUACUGGCACUUCGAGGACGAGGCGGACGAGGUGGAGAAGGCGCGUGACCUGACCUUCGUGCUGACCCACAUGAGGCUGCUGCCCGGCGUGAGCGUGAGUGAGAUGGUGAGUACGCCCCUGUGGUCCUGUGGUUCAAGCCCCGUGGUGGUGGCGGCCAUGGCGGGGAGCCCACUGCUGAUGCUGACGCUGCUGCAACACGGCGCCGGCCACAGCACCGUCAGCACCAGCGUCAGCACCGGCCUGACUCAGCACGCACGGCACACGCAACACCGAUCUGCAGUUAAUGGCGUCCACAUGGCGAUUCUAAUUCUCCUUCGCAAAUUGGAGGAGGACUGGAGGGGGGGAGAGGAGGGGAGGGGAGACGCGCCCCCUCAACCUGACCUCCUCACCUGGGCCGGCCGCUCCCCCCACGCUCAGUGUCUCAGAUUCCUGCUCCGCUCCGUGCCGCGCGUGCCAGGUCAUGUUCUGCGUGACCUCCCCUUCGGCAGUGACCCCGCGCGCCUGCUGCCCCGCCCCUGCUCCUGCGACGCGCCUGCACUCACGCACCUCGCCCGCGUCGCCGCCAGGGAGUUUCUGAGGGCGAGGAACCUUCUGCCGGAGGGGGUGAGCGCGCUGAGCCUCCCCGACAGCUUAAGACGCCGCCUCAGCCUCCUGGAAGAUUAAGAGUGGAGACUUAGGAUGAAUAGAUAGAUAAUAGAUAGGCAGAUAGAUAGAUAGAUAGAUAGACAGAUGGACAGAUAGAUAGAUAGAUAGACAGAUGGACAGAUAGAUAGAUAGAUAGACAGAUGGACAGAUAGAUAGAUAGAUAGACAGAUGGACAGAUAGAUAGAUAGAUAGACAGAUGGACAGAUAGAUAGAUAGAUAGAUAAUUGAUAGAAAAAGUACAGAGAUAGAUAAGUUAAUAAAAGGGACGAUAAUAUAGAUGAAUAGAUAGAUAGAUAGAUAGAUAGAUAGAUAGAAAGAUAGAGAUAGAUAACUUAUAAGGCAAGUAGAGAGUCCUAAAUAACUGGCUUUUUUUUCAUUAAUGUUUCCCUUCUAUUUUUUUGCCCUUGAACCGUUUCCUCUCCUGCAAAAAAAAAAAAAGUUAGAAAUAUAUAUAAUUGAUUAACACACGAUUUUUGUUAUGUGUCUUGUGUGUUACGAUGUGUGUGUGUUACUGGUUAUGUGUGUGUAUUUAAUGUGUUAUUGUGUUUAUGUUUUGGAUUAGUACGCAUAGCUGAGGUGUUUCUGCACAAUGAAAAAAUAUAUAUACACAUGUUG
Molecule: messenger RNA, 1303 nt
Organism: Eriocheir sinensis (Chinese mitten crab)
Lineage: Eukaryota; Metazoa; Arthropoda; Malacostraca; Decapoda; Varunidae
Exons: 4
Coding region: 113-706 (197 amino acids)
Source: RefSeq, a predicted model, not a curated record